Molecule: messenger RNA, 1149 nt
Organism: Pyricularia grisea
Lineage: Eukaryota; Fungi; Ascomycota; Sordariomycetes; Magnaporthales; Pyriculariaceae
Exons: 2
Coding region: 1-1149 (382 amino acids)
Source: RefSeq, a predicted model, not a curated record
AUGCUUCCCACCAAGAAGCAGGCUAUCGCCGGCGUUGCCGUGCUGACGACCGGUGCACUUGCCCAAGUCGCCGGCGAAGACUGGGCUCACAUUCCCCUGGGCUGCAUCUCUGCCGACGUCUCCGGCUUGCCUCCUCCAGUGACCUUUCUCAACAACAACGAAGUCGUCUGCUCGACCUACUGUUACGAGAACAACUUUGGAACUGCUGCUUCCCAGGGAACCCAAUGCUACUGUGGCCCCGCCGACUUGGACGGCGAGUUCCGCGACAACCAGGACGAGUGUGACAUUGUCUGCCCUGGAGCUCAGCCGGACUUGCCAGAUGAGGCGUGCGGCGGAACCCAAGCCAGCCCUUCUGUCUACAACUUCUACGCCAUCUUCAACCUCAACAACCCGUUCCCCCCGGAGCCUCCGGUGACCGAGAGCAGCGCCGCCGCCGAGGCCACUCCUUCUGCGCCGACCACAGCCACAGAGUCUGAAAUCAUGCCAACUCCCCCUGUUGUGACCUCUCCGGGUGUCGGCCCUGACACAGUUACGACCACAGCUCCCAGCACGGUCUCGACUGCUUCCACGAGCAUGUCGAUGAGCAUGUCGGACGACGAGGGCGUGCUCCCCGGCGGCGGCACCGAGGCGAGCACCGCGACGACCAGCACGCUGACCAGCACGACCUCUGCCGCCGGCGACGACGCCGCGGCCGUCGUCACCGAGACCUCCACGUCGAGCUGGACGACCACGACCUGCACCAACGGCCUCUGCGGCGGCUACGCGUCCCCCACCGGCGGCCUGGGCGUCCUCCCCGCGGGCUGGAAGAUCUUCAUCGAGAUCACCAUCGUGCCGCUGGUGGAGCCGUGCGCCGACGGCCGCAUGACGACAACCAUGGCGCCGUCGUCGUCAACGCGCUACUACGACCCGGCCAUGAGCACCACCACCAUCACCAUCGAGGACAGCGUCACCCGCACCAUCCUCGUGCCCGUCACCCGCGUCGCCGUCGUCACCGCGUCGCCGUGGGCCAACGGCGGCAGGACAAACGGCACCCAGGACAUGCCCGUCCAGGCCAACGGCGCCGCGGGGUCUUUGGCUUCUGGGGAUGCGAUGCUGAGGGAGUUGGUUUCGGUGGGCUUUGUUGUUGUUGGCGCUGCUAUGUUGUGGUAA